AUGGCCUGUUUGGAGGGCAACUUCAGGGGCACCUUGGCAUGUUCAAAGCGCAGCAUGUGGAGACGGUCAAAACAGAGCAUCGAUACCACCAGCUCUUCAGAGGUCACCACCUCGGAGAGACCCAGCCCCUCUCACCGCCUCGCCAAGGCCCUCCUCAGGCCCUUCAGCCGCAGACCCCGCCCCGAAGAACUCCCCCAGAGAACCAAGAGCGACACGCACCUGACCUUCCCAAACGCCGAGCGCAAGCUAAGGCUCUCAAAGAGCUCCCUCGACUCUCCCAAGGAAACUAGAGCAGCAGAAAACAUGGAGCGGGCGCCGAAGGUUGAGGUCAGGGAGGUGCGGAAGCUCUCGUCUCCGCCCCCGGUUGGGUCGGCGAUUGAGGAAGUGGGGACGGUUUCAAAAGCGGUUGCCGCUGCGCCGGUUAUGAGCGUCGUGAAACCCAAGGUCGCGCUCCCUUCUGAAGCGGAGGGUUUGCCUGAGGACGUGGUCAACGAUCUGAUCGCCGCGUUCAAGUACUUCGACCACAACAGUGACGGAUGCAUCGACAAGGAGGAACUAGGCGCGGUGAUGCGGUCGCUUGGGGACAACCCAACGGAUGCUGAGCUUACCGCAAUGAUCACGGCCGUGGACCAGAAUGGAGAUGGGUCGAUCUGCCUCGGCGAGUUUCUGAACCUGAACAAGAUGGCGCUGGAGGCUGGACUUGCGGGGGAUGAGGAUACGGAGCUGCGGGCGACGUUUGAUGUGUUCGAUCUCGACAAGAAUGGGUUCAUCUCGUGCGAGGAACUGCAGCAGGUCCUGAGCCGGUUGCUCGGUGAGCCGGUUGUAGAGGCGGAGUGCUCCCGGAUGAUUCAGGGCGUCGACCAGGACGGGGACGGUCAAGUCAACUUCCAGGAGUUCCACACCAUGAUGCAGCAGGUUAUGCCUUGCUGAGAUGCUUUGUCUUGAUUGUGUGACAUUGUGUCCAGUCAAAGUAUGUCACAGUAGUCGUUUAGGAACUACAUAACGUGCACGUAAGAAGCAGAAACAGUUAGUUGAUGCACAGUUUGAAUGAGAAGGAGCGUGGUGUCGCAGGAAAAUUUAAAGGUAGUUUAGUAGUGGUGUCGUGAAGAUGAAUACAUCUGAGGGUUGGGAGAAGUGAGGAGAGUCAAAUGCCAGGGUAGGGUGUCAGGAUGCAACUCAGGACAAAGUGCCAGCGGGCAUGUCUUUGUGGUCCUUCUACCGCCUGCCGUCAAGUGGUGUGACCUGACAAUGAAGAUCUUACGAAGUCAGCUGAAAAGAAAUAACAAUUGUUUGCCGCAAGUGCAUGAUUGCGCUAUGGCCCUGGGUUGAAAUACAAGUGGCAAUCCUCGGAGCUUGCAAUGUGAUGUCUACUAUAUAAGGGGCU
Klebsormidium nitens is the source of this 1384-nucleotide messenger RNA. The record is from the annotation of a GenBank genome assembly. Lineage: Eukaryota; Viridiplantae; Streptophyta; Klebsormidiophyceae; Klebsormidiales; Klebsormidiaceae.